ACUCCGCACCUCGGAGUGACGUCCUGCUGCAGUGCCGCUGCCUGCGCUGCCCGAGCUCGUCAAUGGAGCUGGAAAACAUCGUUGCCAACACCGUUUUGCUGAAAGCCAGGGAAGGGGGUGGAGGGAAACGCAAAGGCAAAAGCAAAAAGUGGAAGGAAAUCCUGAAAUUCCCUCACAUUAGCCAGUGUGAAGAUCUGCGAAGAACAAUAGAGAGAGAUUAUUGCAGCAUAUGUGAAAAGCAGCCCAUCGGAAGGCUUCUCUUUCGGCAGUUCUGUGAAACUCAGCCCGAGCUCGAGUGCUGCAUUAGGUUCCUUGACUCGGUGGCAGAAUAUGAAAUUGCUCCAGAUGAAAAGCUGGGAGAGAAAGGAAAGGAAAUCAUGAUGAAAUACCUCACCCCAGAGUCUCCAGCCUAUGUUCCCGAAGUCAGUCAAGAGCUUAUCCAACAGACAGAGGAGAAACUCCAGAACAGCCCCUGCAAAGAGCUGUUCUCUCCCUGUACAAAAUCUGUCCUUGACCACCUCAGUGGGGAACCAUUCCAAGAGUACCUAAACAGCAUGUACUUCGACAGGUUUCUCCAGUGGAAGUGGUUGGAAAGGCAACCAGUAACAAAAAACACGUUUCGGCAGUACAGGGUACUGGGGAAAGGCGGCUUUGGAGAGGUCUGCGCCUGCCAAGUGCGAGCCACGGGGAAGAUGUACGCCUGCAAGAGAUUAGAGAAGAAGAGGAUAAAGAAGAGGAAAGGCGAAUCCAUGGCACUCAACGAGAAGCAGAUUUUAGAAAAAGUCAAUAGUCAGUUUGUAGUCAAUUUAGCCUAUGCCUAUGAAACAAAGGACGCACUGUGUUUAGUUCUGACCAUCAUGAACGGAGGUGACCUGAAGUUUCAUAUCUACAACAUGGGAAACCCAGGCUUCGAGGAGGAAAGAGCUUUGUUUUAUGCAGCAGAGAUUCUUUGUGGCUUGGAAGACCUACACAGAGAAAAUACUGUGUACAGAGAUCUGAAGCCAGAAAAUAUCCUGCUGGAUGAUUAUGGCCAUAUUAGAAUAUCUGAUUUGGGUCUAGCUGUUAAAAUCCCCGAAGGUGAAUCAAUCCGUGGAAGAGUAGGAACAGUAGGGUAUAUGGCUCCAGAGGUGUUGAACAACCAGAGAUACACACUCAGCCCUGACUACUGGGGGUUAGGCUGUCUCAUUUAUGAAAUGAUUGCUGGGCAAUCACCAUUCCGUGGAAGGAAAGAGAAGGUGAAGAGGGAAGAAGUGGACAGAAGAGUGCUGGAGACAGAGGAGGUGUACUCCCAUAAGUUCUCUGAGGAGGCCAAGUCCAUCUGUAAAAUGCUCCUCACCAAAGAUGUGAAGCAGCGGCUGGGAUGUCAAGGGGAAGGUGCAGCAGAAGUGAAGAGACACCCCUUUUUCAAGAGCAUGAAUUUCAAGCGGUUAGAAGCAGGAAUGCUGGAUCCUCCCUUUGUGCCUGAUCCCAGAGCAGUGUACUGCAAGGAUGUGUUAGACAUUGAGCAAUUCUCCACAGUGAAAGGAGUUAACCUGGACCAAACAGAUGAUGAUUUCUAUUCCAAGUUUUCCACAGGAUCAGUGUCUAUUCCAUGGCAAAAUGAGAUGAUAGAAACAGAGUGCUUCAAGGAGCUGAAUGUAUUUGGACCAAAUGGUACUAUUUCACCAGACCUAAACAAAAGCUACCCCCCAGAGCCGCCCAAGAAAGGAUUGCUACAGAGAAUAUUUAAGCGACAGCAUCAGAACAAUUCAAAGAGUUCUCCAAAUUCAAAGGCCAGUUUAAAUCAUCACAUAAAUUCAAAUCACGUAAGUUCAAACUCCACUGGAAGCAGCUAGUUCCAGCUCAGUCCUAUGAAACAACAUGUUGCAUCCUUCCACUAUAAUCUCUGGAGCUUCUGUGGAUUGAGAGAGCCUCCACCAUCAAGUGAAAAAAAGAAAAUCUGGAUCUCCCAAAAUGGAGAUUUUCUAUCCAUUCCUUCCAGUGGAGCCUCACAUUUUAAGAAGAAAUUUCCACUCAGGUCUGUUUUUGGAGGUGGCACUCAAGACUGUGUGAAUCAAAUUUGUCUCUUUAGAACAUUGCAAUAGAAAUUCAAUGAACAUGACUACUUGCACGUAUUUAAAUAGCAUCAUACUAGAACUGAAUUUUGUCUUUAUUAUUUUUAAAGAAAAGUUUUGUAAAUUUCUCUAUUGUCUCAGUUUACAUUUUGUACAUUUGUAUUUAAAUGAAAGUCAGACUUUGGAGGUGUAUAUUUUCCAAGCAGCAGUUGUAAAGCCAUGUGUUUUAAGACAUUUUUUUAAAAGAAACAAAAUGUGACUCAAGACUUCCAGAGCCUCAAAUGAGAAAUCAUUCUUUUUAGCAACUCUAGAAAAUUCUUCAUAAAUCACUUUAUCAGACGGGGGUUUAUUGACAUGCAUUUUUAUGGAACAGUUUAUUCUUAAUUAUUUUACAUCUGUAUAUUUGGUUUACAGCAACACUGCAUACAUUUCUCCUAUUCAUUAGUUUGUAAUGUCUCGCAUUAAAUGCUAAAAGACAAGAUUUGGAUGCAUUCAAGAAUGCUACUUGCUACGCUGAAGGUUUGUGAUGUCUUGGGACCAGCACAGCUGAGAUUUGCACUUACGUUGUUAUUCCAUCAAAGGCCUUUUAGUUAGAAAGGGAGCCCUGUUUUAAUCUCUUUUCCUUCACUAGGGUUGUGCUGUUUCUAACAACAGAUGGAACAAAGCUGAGGGAGAGGUGACCAGGAAAGCAAAUGUCCAUUUAUUUUUCUAGGACUUCAAACCUGCACCUGCUGAAAUGAGAGCAAAACUCAAAGUAUUCUCCAUGCUGCAGUCAAAAACCCAAGGUCUUGCCACAGCUGCCCAUAUCAAAGAGGCAGCAGGAGAGAAGUUCAGCAGUCUGGUUUAUGCCAGCCAUAGAGAUUUGUGACAGCUUUGUAGAGCUGAGCUGUGGAGAUUCAGAGUGGGAUCUGAGCUGCUUUUGGGCAGUAGCAGAAUUUACAGGCUGUCCCUGCACUUAAAAUACUUCCAUGUGUCAUGCAAGCGUCCCCUGACACAUCCACCCAGUUAGAUCCCCAACUGAAUAAAAUGCCAGUAUGAAAUAAUAACUCCCACUUCCAGCUCCAACAUUCUUUGUCCAGGAUUCUUUAACCACUGACAAAAACUCUGUCCCCACCAGGAUGAGCAGGAUCAGGCAGGAUCACUAGCAGUACCACAGGCAUCAGAGUCAUGUUUUUCUCAAGUAUUUCAUUAUUAUUGUUAAGAAUACCUGAUCAAAAAUAUGGUUCCUUCCCUUCCACAGGAAUUGGAAAACCUUUGUGCCCCCAGCUGCAGGCAGGAUCUCUACAGCCCAAAGUGUUCUGUAGAGUGUAUUGGUUCCCCAUACUCUUUACAAUGUUGGCUAGACUAUACUGAUUUUUUUAAACCUUUAGGUCAUCAGGAACAUCUGAAAGCCACCCUGCUGUAUCUAAAAUUCUUUUAGCCAGUAGUGGAGCUACCGCGGGGCCCAAGGAAGCAAUGUUCCAGUGGGAGUCUAUAGCCAAAAUACAUUAAACUGCCAUGUGUGUGUUCUGUGUGGCCAGUGCUGAGGGGGAAGAGGAUGAAGGUUAGUAGUGGCAAAUUCCUGAGUGCAAAACACACAGAAAUGGCAAAGUAAAGCAGCUUGGAGUUGUGAGACAGAGAGACAGAACAGGGACUUGCAUAGAGCAGCUGACAGAGAAAAGUCAAGACAGGGAGAUGAGGCUUCAGCCAUUCUCCCAUGUCAGAUUCUGGCAUUGCAGAUCUUAUAGAAGAUGCAGGAUUUUAGAGAUUCCUAGAGAGAUGCCAUAAUUUGGCAUGUGAAGACUAAAAUUUUCAUUCUUUACCAUCUCCCAGUAUUGAGAAAUACCAGUAAAUCCCUUACUGAAAGCUGGUGAACAAAUUGAAAAUGUUGAUUAUAGCUGGUCUUACACUUUUUAGAUGCUACUAGGCUUAACUAGUGGUGGAUGACAUUUUAGGGACAGCAGUGAAUGACAGCACUUGUGCCUUGUCCUGCUCGCCUUUCAGUGAGGAAAGUCCUCACUCAGCAGCUCUAGGAGCCUGGCAGUGGGGAUUUAGGGACAGUGCAAAGUCCUGGAAGGAUGAGAGCACUCUUUCUCCUUGGAUACCUGGAGGACAUUAUGCUAGGGUUGGAUAUCCUGAAUUCUCGAGGUGGCACGGAAGAAGGGUGCUUUAUGUGCACCUGAAGGCAUCGAGCCUGGGAUGGAGCCCCUCUGAAUCCCACCUCCUUGGAGCAGUGAGAGAGGAAGGGGAGAGACAGAAAACACCACCAGUAGAGGGAGGUUUCCUGCCACAUCCCUUGAGUGUUUCUGUCCUGUCUGACAAACUACAAACAGUAUUACCAUGAUGGGGCAGCAGAACUUUCCAGCACUGAGCCCUGGAAGACUUAAAAUCCAUCAGAAGUGCUAAUGACCAGUCCUAGGGAUCUUCUUGUCACAGUUUGCCUACAACAACAAAACCUGCACGAUUUUUUUUUAUUGCUUGUUUUUGUUGGGAUUAUUUUUGGUUUUUUUAAUUUUUUCCGCUUACCUUACACUCAAAGCUGGAGUAGGAGCACAGUCCUUGCAUGUUCAUUGUGUAACCAGGUACAAUUUGUGCCCAGAACUCAGGGCUGAAGCCCUGUCAAGGCAGUGCCCUGCACAGCCAGGCUUCCACAGGCAUUUGGCCAUUGGAUCCGUGGAGUCAAAUUAAAAAAAUACCUGGGAACUUUGAAAAAAAACCUUAUAUUUUCAUCAUACAACCUUGGAGAGCAUUUGCAAUGAGAUUUUGAGCAUUUUGAUUCCAGGUGAAUUUUGAGAUGGGUUUGCACGUAACAAAGUAGUAGAAAGGAGUAGUUCUGUAAUAGCUUUCCAGACUGAUUUAUUUUCUCCAUCUCCGCUUCACUUACCAUCCAAACUCUUUCAAAAAAAAAAAAA
Pseudopodoces humilis (Tibetan ground-tit) is the source of this 4945-nucleotide messenger RNA. It is a transcript of the gene GRK5, whose product is annotated as G protein-coupled receptor kinase 5. Gene Ontology annotation, cellular component: cytoplasm. NCBI's taxonomy places the organism in Eukaryota, Metazoa, Chordata, Aves, Passeriformes, Paridae. Gene Ontology annotation, molecular function: ATP binding; G protein-coupled receptor kinase activity. Gene Ontology annotation, biological process: protein phosphorylation; signal transduction; regulation of signal transduction. The record is from RefSeq and is a predicted model, not a curated record.